AUGAGAAUAACUGUGAGGAGAAGGAUCUGCUUGCAGAAACGGGUCCUGAUUCCUCUGAGGCAGAGAGGACUUCGCUGGACGCCAGAGAGAGGCCGCUGGGUGAAAGAAGGAUGCCGGCAAGACCUCCUCAUCCAUCUCUUCAUCAUCCUGGUGGAGGGGAAGCAGUGGCUGAGGAACCGGAUCAGGCUUCAGUUUCUUUCGAAGAUGUUGCUGUUCGCUGAGGAGUGGGCGUUGCUGGAUCCUGCCCAGAGAGCUCUGCAUCAGGACUUCAUGGAGGAGACUUGUAGGACCAUGAUCUCUCUUGGUGGUGAUGAAUUAGAAAUUAAGAAAAAGGAACAACAUGACAAAAUCCUCACAGUGGAGAAGCCACAUCAAGAUUUGGAGUGUGGAGAGAACUUCAGUCAGAGCUCCCAUGCCACUUCCCAUCAAAGAAAUCCAAUUGGGAAGAAACCCUAUCCGUGUUUGGAAUGUGAAAAGAGCUUCAAUCACAGCUCACAUUUCAAAGCACAUAAAAGAAUUCAUACUGGGGAGAAACCAUAUCAGUGCUUGGAAUGUGAGAAGUUAUUUACUACAAGAAGUGACUUCCAUCGUCAUAAGAGAGUUCACAGUGGGGAGAAACCAUAUCAGUGCUUGGAAUGUGGGAAGAGCUUCAGUCGGAGGUCCCAUCUCACUUCCCAUCAAAGAAUUCAUACAGGGGAGAAACCAUAUCAGUGCUUGGAAUGUAAGAAGUUCUUUACUACAAGAAGUAACUUCCAUGAUCAUAAGAGAAUUCACAGUGGGGAAAAACCAUAUCAGUGCGUGGAAUGUGGGAAGAGCUUCACUUGGAGGAAAAGUCUUACUAUCCAUCAAAGAAUUCAUAUAGGAGAGAAACCAUAUCAGUGCUUGGAAUGUGAAAAGUUAUUUACUACAAGAAGUGGCUUCCAUCGACAUAAGAGAGUUCACAGUGGGGCGAAACCAUAUUGGUGCUUGGAAUGUGGGAAGAGCUUCAGUCAGAGGGCCAAUCUCACUUCCCAUCAAAUAAUUCAUACUUGGAGGAACCAUAUUAGUGCUUCGAAUGCACAAAGUGCUUUGCUGCAUGAAAAGCGUUAUGGCGACAUAAGAAAAUUCACCCUGGGGAGAAACCACUCCCAAGGUGCCAAGAGUGUGGAAAGAGGAACUUCUGGUUCACCGCCAGCGCCAAUCGGCGGGGUUUGCCUCGAGUUUCGAGGAAACCCAGCUCCGCGAGGUGGGAAGAGCCGCGAGAGCGACGCGGCCCCCCGAAAGAGCCCCAGAUCGAGCGGUCUGGGGAUGAAGAAGUCGGCAGAGCCCCUUUGGCGACUCCUUUACACCCCGGUAAGCUUGAAAAAGAGCCCCGGAGCAGGUAGAGUGGCAGUCACAGGGCCAUUUUUUCGAGUGCCAUCGUUAUCCUCGCGGGGUGAAGCUUCGUGCCAACGGCGGAGAGCGGUGGAUUCUUUUAAAAGAAAAUAAUUUUAAACAUUGGACACUGUGAGUAAAAGAUAUGUAAUUUGUUUCUGAAUUGAAAGAAUUGGCACGGGAGAAGAGCUUAAAGAGGAAGUCGGCUCUCUCCCCAUUGAGAGAACUGUAUGCAGUAACCUGACUGCUGGAUAAAAGGUGAAAGGAAGUUAUCAAUUUGUCAAGAAUUUGACUCUUAAACUCUUCUCUGAAACAGGACUGGAGGAGAAGUGUGAAAUAUCUUAAAUCCCCUGCAAGACUUUCACAUCUUAUAAAGGAAGUUCCAGGAUCCAGGUUCCCAGAGGGAUCAGUGAAUGGUUUUUAAAUAUUGCUACAAUAAAAAUUGGAUUAUUAUAUUAAGUUUUGACUUUAUUAAUUAAAAAGUAAAUUUGAAGAGGUGACUAAGACUUUGGAUAAAGACUUUGAAAAAUUAACUAAAAGAAGUUAAAUGUAAAUGAAAUGCAGAUUGGACAUAAAAAUGGAGUUUGAGGUUUGGAAAUAUGAUCUGCCAUUUCCGGCUUUGUAAUCUGCUGUUUUUCCCCACGGGAUUUGACAUAGCAAUAAUGGCUGCAGACUCAACAUCAGAAGAUCAGGACUGGCAAAAGAUUCUUAUGGAACUUUUGGAGAUUAAACAAGACUUAGCCAUGAGCAACAUGCAGCUAAGAAGCUAUUUGGAAAUUGAUAUUGAAAAUGCAGAGAGUCAAGAUGAUAAACCACCAACCUUGGUCAAAGAAGAGAAAGAAGAACAUGUUCCACAAGUGGAGAUGUGGAACCGGCGUUGGAUCACAAUCAAGGAUUUCUCAAGGGACAACCAGAGGGGUCUGUUGUCCUUCUAGUGAGAGAGGGAGGGCAAAGCACCCUCUGGGAGAUUGGGAAGGAAGUUGGGAGGUGUUGGGAUAUAGGUGGAGAAGUGAGGAAACAGCUGAAGUGGGGUUUUAAAAUUUGGUGGAGGUCCUGGGAAAGGGUGGGAGCGGGUUAAAAGAUAUACAUGUGUGAUUUUUUGCUGGAUUAACUGGGAAGGUCUGAUACUGGUAUGAAACUUGGAAUUCGCUGAAAAGUUUGGGAAAUCUGGGCCCGGGGGAAGGGCGGACAAAUUAUUUUUAAUUGUUCAAAUGUUGUUCGUUUUAAUGAGCAAAUAUAAUAAUGGUGAUUCAUUGUUGGCAAAAACUGUAAGUUAUGGGGAGAAAUAAUUGGAUUUUGGGGUUUUAUGAUAAGAAAAUAAAUUUGAGGUUUUUAGAUUAAAAUAUAAAUUGGAAGUAUGGUAGAAGAUUUAAGAUAAUAAUGUGAAAACUGCUGAAAGAAUAUGAUAAAUAGGGACCCAAUGUGGGAGGAAUCGAGGAAGUCCACAAAGUGAAGAAAAAGAUAUGAUUAGUAGAUCUUUUUUCUCCCCCUUUUCCCCCUACUUUGUAGUUUGUAUUUUUGUUUGUCUUGUUUUGUUGUUUUUGUGACUGUAUUGUUUUCUUUUUUAUGUGGAAAAUAAUUUUAAAAGAUUUUUUUUAAAAAAAGAGUGUGGAAAGAGAUUCCCCUUGAAGCAAACUCAAUUCCAUCAAAGAAUUCAUGUGACGGAGAAAACCGAAUAGUUCUUGGAAUGUGGAAAGAACUUCAGCUGGAAGGAAAUAUCACUUCCCAUGAAAGAACUCAAUAGUAGCUGUCAGAGGUUGUUGCGACUACUCUAGAGUAACAACUUUCCACAUGCUUGUCUUUUAACAGUCCUUAUUGGUGCACUCUAUUUACAGUGUAACGGGGUGUUGGAAACAUGUCUGCUCAUUCCGAUCCAGAAUCCGGCACUGCCCCCCUUCAUGACUUCCCCCAACAUAAUAGCCUCGGGACAGUGAAUCUCCUCCCCUUUCUCCUCCUCCGUAAUUCCGGAACCGGGGGAAAAGGUCUAUGCUCCGUGCUUUCCCUUUCCCCCCUUUCCGCCUCUCUCUCUUCCCUCCUGUGGAGCCGGGGCUCUCCCAUGCUGCCAGAGACCUGGCACUCUCUCUCCUCUUCCUGACUAGCCUCUUCAGAGCCCGCGCUUCCAUCGCUGCUUGGGGAGGAGCUACUCCUGAUGCAAGGGGGAGGUUCUCUAUACUCUCUUCCCCUUACAUCCACCCCCCUCCAGCCCC
Molecule: messenger RNA, 3560 nt
Organism: Zootoca vivipara (common lizard)
Lineage: Eukaryota; Metazoa; Chordata; Lepidosauria; Squamata; Lacertidae
Source: RefSeq, a predicted model, not a curated record